Cryptomeria japonica (Japanese cedar) is the source of this 3889-nucleotide messenger RNA. Its product is annotated as 4-alpha-glucanotransferase DPE2. NCBI's taxonomy places the organism in Eukaryota, Viridiplantae, Streptophyta, Pinopsida, Cupressales, Cupressaceae. The transcript has 23 exons. Bases 503 to 3325 code for a protein of 940 amino acids. Gene Ontology annotation, molecular function: 4-alpha-glucanotransferase activity; starch binding. The record is from RefSeq and is a predicted model, not a curated record. Gene Ontology annotation, biological process: carbohydrate metabolic process.
AGCUUGUGACGUGCAAUCAGAUUCACCCUUCGUACGCCAGAUAUUUCGAGGCGAUUACAGACAACGUUGCAGAAUAUCAUAGAUUUGUCUCUUCGUCAAACUGACAGUCAUACAUGGAAGACAAAAACAAGGAAAUUAUUGUGUCCAUAACCUUAGCUCUUUCGUCUCGAGAUGGUCUACUGAAAAAGUGCGUCAAAUCAAAUAUCAAAGGCGGGGCAAACGCUGGCCAUGUGUCCUCAAAUGAAUAAAUAAUGAAAUUUAAGUUCUUCACGUUUUCGCAAACGGUCUAGUGUGGGUCGUUGAGCAUUCUUCAUCCUCGUUCUUGCGCCUGUUAUAUAUAGACACCUCUUCAACUUCUCGCAGAGUCGAAGCCCCGUUCAAGCGCAUUCGCAAGAUAAAUCUGAGGUUCAGAAUUCCCUACUACACGCAAUGGGGAGAAAAUUUGGUGGUGUGCGGUUCGGAUCCAGCGGUCGGAGGUUGGGACGUGAAUAAGGCGGUGCGUAUGGUGCCGUAUCACCAAGGGGACAUUCUUUACUGGCAUGCGACCCUCACCGUUGCACACGACUUCUCCUGCAACUAUAAUUAUUUUCUCGUGGAUGAACAGCGCAAUGUUCUCAAGCAGGAAUCUGGCAAACGACAAACUUUUACUUUGCCUCAAAGUCUUCCCGACGGAGCGUCUGUUGAUGUUUACGAUCUGUGGCUGGAUGGAUCAGCCCCUUCAUCCCUCCUUUCUAAAAGUGCCUUUCAGAAGGCCAUCUUUCACCAAGAUGAGAACAAAGAGAACCAUGAUGAUUUGAAAGCAACCAUUCAACAAGAUGAUUUCCUUGUAGAGACUUUCAACAUGCAAGACUCUGUCCUUGUUCGCUUCAUGCUUUGCUGCCCAAAAAUGGAAAGUGGAAAAAUUGCAUUCUUGACCGGCAGUGCAUCAGCACUAGGGAACUGGAAUUUUAAGGAGUCUGUAAGACUCUCCUAUUGUGCAGAUGCUUACUGGAAGGCUGAUUGUAUAAUUAAAAAGGAUGAAUUUCCAAUAAGAUAUAAGUAUUUUAUCAAGGAAAAGAGCUCAAAGACCAUUCCUGAAAUUGGUGCUGAUAGAGAGCUUAGCUGGGAUUCUACUCCAAGGAGAUCUGCUACAAUGAUUUUUCAAUCAGAUGGAAGCUUCAGGGAAAUGCCAUGGCGUGGUGCUGGAGUUGCAAUUCCGGUUUUUGCACUUAGAUCAAAUGAUGACAUAGGAGUAGGCGAAUAUCUAGACCUAAAACUGCUUGUUGACUUGUCAGUCAAAUCUGGCUUUCACUUGAUUCAGCUUCUCCCUGUGAAUGAUACUUCUGUUAAUGGGAUGUGGUGGGAUUCCUAUCCAUACAGCUCUCUUUCUGUAUUUGCCUUGCACCCAUUGUAUUUGAGGUUGCAAGCACUGUCACAAAAGAUACCAAAAGAAAUCAAGCAAGAGAUUGAGAAAGCUAGAGAGUGCUUUAACUUGAAGGAGGUAGAUUAUGAUGGUACAAUGGCUACUAAAUUAGCAAUUGCCAAAAAGGUUUUCUAUUUAGAGAAGGAUGAAGUGCUUAGUUCAGAUGCUUUCCAGAUGUUCUUCCAGGAAAACGAGGCCUGGCUGAAACCAUAUGCUGCUUUUUGUUUUCUUCGUGAUUUUUUUGAGACAUCGGAUCAUAGUCAAUGGGGACGCUUCUCUAAAUUUUCAAAAGAAAAGUUGGAAAAGCUGGUAUCAAAGGAGAGUGACCAUUAUAACACAAUUGCUUUUCAUUUUUAUCUCCAGUUCCACUUGCACUUGCAGCUUUCAGAAGCUGCAGAAUAUGCUAGAAGGAAAAAUGUAGUUUUGAAAGGAGACCUUCCUAUUGGAGUGGACCGGAGUAGUGUGGACACAUGGGUUUACCCAAAUCUGUUUCGGAUGAAUACAUCAACAGGUGCACCACCAGACUAUUUUGAUAAGAAUGGACAGAACUGGGGCUUUCCAACUUAUAACUGGGAGGAAAUGUCCAAGGAUAAUUAUGCUUGGUGGCAAUCACGGCUAACACAGAUGGGGAAAUAUUUCACAGCAUACAGAAUAGAUCAUAUUCUAGGCUUUUUCAGGAUUUGGGAACUUCCAGAGCACGCAGUAACUGGACUUAUUGGAAAGUUCCGCCCUUCAAUUCCUCUUAGUCAGGAGGAGCUUGAAAAGGAGGGUAUUUGGGAUUUCUAUAGGCUGAGUCAACCUUAUAUAGUUGAUCAUAUACUGCAGGAUAAAUUUGGAAGCAUUUGGGCAGAUGUUGCAUCAAAUUACCUAAACAAAAAUCAAUAUCAACGCUAUGAGUUUAAGGAACAGUAUAAUACAGAGAAGAAGAUCCUUGCUGAAAUAAAGACAAAAGAAGAGACACCAGAAGAGUUGCAGAAAGCAGAGCAACUAAGGAAAGGCCUGUUUCACCUAUUACAUGAGAUUGUCCUCAUUAGCGAUCCAGAAGAUCCAAGGAAAUUCUAUCCUCGAUUCAAUAUUGAGGAAACCACCAGUUUCAUAGAACUAGAUGAUCAAAGUAAAAAUGUUUUAAAAAGGUUGUAUUACGACUACUAUUUUCAUCGGCAAGAGAAGCUUUGGCGACAAAAUGCAUUGAAGACCCUUCCUGCUCUAUUAAAUUCAUCUGACAUGCUGGCAUGUGGAGAAGACCUUGGGUUGAUUCCGGCUUGUGUGCAUCCUGUUAUGCAAGAAUUGGGUUUGAUUGGCUUACGCAUUCAACGGAUGCCUAGUGAACCUGAUCUGGAGUUUGGUAUCCCUGCAAACUAUCCUUAUAUGACAGUAUGUGCUCCAUCAUGUCAUGAUUGUUCUACAUUACGUGCUUGGUGGGAAGAAGAUGAAGGAAGACGCAUUCGGUUCUUUAGGAAUGUGCUAGGAUACAGUGAAGCACCACCUGCUAAGUGUGAUCCUAAAGUAGCACUUGCAAUAAUCCAGCAGCAUGUUGAAGCUCCCUCUAUAUGGGCAAUUUUUCCGCUACAGGAUAUUCUAGCAUUGAAGGAAGAGUACAGCAAACGACCUGCAGCAGAGGAGACAAUCAAUGACCCAACAAAUCCUAAACACUACUGGCGCUUUCGUGUCCAUGUCAAUUUGGAGAUACUCCAGGCAGAUGAAAAUUUUCAAACAAUUAUUAGAGAUCUCAUCAAGAGUAGUGGAAGAUCAUACCCAACAGAAAAAAUGGGAGAUGUUCAAAGUAACCGAGAUGAAAGUGAUAACUCAGUAGAAGAGGCCAAUUUAAUGGAAGGUGCACGUGGAAAUGGUUAUGCAUCCUUGAAUUUUAUAGAUGGCCAAAAAACCCACCAAGUUUCUCACAAGGAGGGAGUCAUUUUUUGAAUGAAAUCAUGAAGAAAUUUAUAUCAUCAACCUAUUAUCUCAAUAACAUUCACAUUAUGUGAUCAUAGUUAGGUAUCUCCUUAUUUGCAAUCAAACUAUUGUCUCAAUAAUGUUCACAUUAUGUGAGCGGAUGCAUUUUCUUGUUUGCAGUGUAAGCUAAUAACACAAAUUUGCAUACAGAAGUACAUGGAAAUAGGUGGUUACGACCUGGGGCAAUGCUGAUAGAGAAAUGGUAUUCCAGUAGGUGGUCUCGGACAUAUUUUUUCUUCAAUAAUCAACAGUUUACAAUCUUCAAAAUGGUUUUGUUGAUAUUCACUAUUUCAAUUUUUUUGUUCCUGGCACUUGGGGAGAGUUGAUGGUACCUACCAUUAUUAAAGUUAUGUCUACUUCAUAUGGUAUGUAUUCUAAUAGCAAAUAAGUUUGGUUGAGAGCAUGCAUGCCAUGGUGAUCCAGGAUCAUCAAUUUCAAUUACGGUGGAUGAGUUCAUUGUAAACUGGACACCAAACAAAUUCGUGUGGCACUGCACAUCAAACCACAAUGCUUAAUAAAUAUGUUAUUUUACCA